Molecule: messenger RNA, 450 nt
Organism: Echinococcus granulosus
Lineage: Eukaryota; Metazoa; Platyhelminthes; Cestoda; Cyclophyllidea; Taeniidae
Exons: 3
Coding region: 1-450 (149 amino acids)
Source: RefSeq, a predicted model, not a curated record
AUGGAUAGAACCCGUUCACAGACGCACAGAAUAGCCGGUAGAGUGGAUUGUUGGCUGGUGGUGUCGGCAGAGCAGAGCGCCACACCACCAAGAUGCGAUGACCUCGCAGUGUCCGCGCGCUUCUUCGAACAGUGUCCAAACAAAUUGCCAAACUCUACAAGGAGCAGGAUACCACUCACCGUGUCCUUAAGUAGAUUCUGCAAUGCUGACCAUCCGUUAAAAUCCUCUUCAAAGAUGGAUAGAACCCGUUCACAGACGCACAGAAUAGCCGGUAGAGUGGAUUGUUGGCUGGUGGUGUCGGCAGAGCAGAGCGCCACACCACCAAGAUGCGAUGACCUCGCAGUGUCCGCGCGCUUCUUCGAACAGUGUCCAAACAAAUUGCCAAACUCUACAAGGAGCAGGAUACCACUCACCGUGUCCUUAAGUAGAUUCUGCAAUGUCUAUCUAUAG